ACUAUUCUUAUCGUUAUUAUUAUUAUUAUUAUUAUUAUUAUUACUCCGGUUGAGAAAUGUACAUACAAGUAAGUUGUUGUUGAACUAACAUAAUAUAUCUAUUUAUACCACGUUGUUAUAAAAAAUAUCAAAUCUUUAUUUAUUUUUAACAUCUUCAGAAGCAUCUAAUUAAAAUAAACAAAUAAAAUAUCAGUCCAAUACAACGAGACUUCUUCCAAAGAUUAAAACUGAUGUUAUGAAUCUAAAAGAAACAAUUACUUCAACAGAGAGACACGAAAAUAAUUAAAUUUCUUCGAUAAUUCACCUCAGUGCCAUUAAAGCAGUAUUUUUUAUAAAAUAAACAUGUUUGAAAGCAUAAGUAAUUUUGUAAGAAGACACAGUCGUAAGUUAGUCAUCGGCGGAGCUGUAGUUGGCACUUACUACGGUCUUUUAAGGUACAGUCAAUAUAAAAUAAUAGAAUGGCAAAAGCAAGAAAUGCAAAAAAGGAUGUUGAAUUCAAAGCUAAAGCAGCAUUACGAGUGCACUGAAAAAUCAUGUACCCAAGCGAUUUCAAACCUGGGACGUUGUGUUAGAAAUUCAGUGCUGAAAUUAAUCCGCUGUCAAGAAAUAAUAGACCAAUUAAAAGCCGGGAAUUGUGAUAAAAUAGCCUGUUGGAACGAAUUAAAAGUUAAUUCUAUUUGUAAGUCCGUAUUAAUUAUUUACGCUGACAUAAUGCUGGUGUUAAUCAUGCGGCUCCAAAUGAACAUAAUCAGCGCAUCGAUGUUUGAUAAUUCCUCUAGACCCGACGAAGAGCGUGAGCUUAAAAGAAUCCAGGAGGUUUAUUUAAAUUUGACCAAUUAUUUUAUGGAUGGAGGUAUCCAGCAAUUGUCAUUGUUUAUAAAAAAAAAAGUUGAAGAAGUUUUAAAGUCCAUUUCGCUGAAAGACGAAUUUAAUUUAAAAGAACUGGAGCAAAUUUAUUUAGGCAUAAUGUCUAGUAUUUUAGACGAUAAAUCUGGAGACCCGGUAAAGAAUUUUAGACAGUAUGUGUUUCCACAAAAUUUGAACAUCGAAAAUAAUUAUCAGCUGGAAGAUAUUCUGAAUAUCACUCUUGAUUUUCUGGAGAGUCAACAAUUUCAGACUUUGAUGCAGUCUAAUAUUAGGAGCGGGUUUGUUAUGAUAGUCGACAAGAUUUCCGAGACUUUUGACAAAGUUGCUAAUAAAUCUAAUGAUAAUUCUUCCUCCAUGACUGAAGAAGUCGCGGAAAGUUAUCUUAUUGUACACAACUUGGAAAAUUCGAAGCUACCAUUCGCUAAAAUUAUUCCUAUUGUUAAUAGUCUUCUUCCGGAUGUUCCUGCUGAUAAUGACAUUCAUGAAACUUUGCUCAGAUUUUUGAUAGCUAAUCAUCCGUUAAAAUGCUUCGGGGCUACUGUUUUUGAGGUGCUUUGUACUUAUCAAUGAUAAUUAUUUAAUUUCUUUCUAGGGUUCAGAAUAAAUUUGGAAAAAUUAUCGGAAUUUUGUUGGAG
Cotesia glomerata is the source of this 1502-nucleotide messenger RNA. RefSeq names its product peroxisomal biogenesis factor 3 (gene Pex3). NCBI's taxonomy places the organism in Eukaryota, Metazoa, Arthropoda, Insecta, Hymenoptera, Braconidae. The record is from RefSeq and is a predicted model, not a curated record. The coding region runs from base 343 to 1437 and encodes 364 amino acids. Gene Ontology annotation, molecular function: protein-macromolecule adaptor activity. The transcript has 2 exons. Gene Ontology annotation, biological process: protein import into peroxisome membrane. Gene Ontology annotation, cellular component: peroxisomal membrane.